UUGUGACAGCGUUUUGUUUUGGUUUUACUUUUACUUGACAAACUUCGCAAUAUUUUACAUUAGAAAUACUGAAUUAAACACUCUGUAUAAAUAAAUAAAAAUGUUAGCUACGACUAGUAAUACUUCUGGUACCGGUGCCGGUAUUCCGGACAAAGCAUGGCAGCCACAUUUUGUAACACUUGAAACAACCAUGGGCGAAAUUACAGUAGAGCUUUACUGGAAACAUGCGCCCAAUACCUGCCGCAAUUUCGCUGAACUAUCACGUCGUGGUUACUACAACAAUGUAGUUUUCCAUCGGAUUAUUCGUGAUUUUAUGAUACAAGGCGGUGAUCCAACUGGCACUGGACGUGGCGGCACUUCAAUUUAUGGCAACGAAUUCCCUGAUGAAAUUCACUCAGAUCUUAAGCAUACCGGUGCAGGUAUAUUAUCAAUGGCCAACUCUGGGCCCGACACAAAUGGUUCGCAAUUCUUCAUCACAUUAGCACCUACGCAGUGGCUAGAUGGAAAACACACAAUAUUUGGACGAGUGUAUUCAGGAAUGCAGGUUGUAAAACGUAUUGGCAUGGCGGAGACUGAUAAAAAUGAUCGACCGGUAGAUAGUGUGCGAAUAGUUAAAGCGAAAGUAGAAAAAUACUAAUUGUGCAUACAACUAUUUUAUAUUUCUAUAAAAUUAUGUAGUUCAGAUAUUCAUUUUUAUAAUAAUUUUAAUAACUCGUUUAUAAUA
This is a messenger RNA of Bactrocera tryoni, 724 nucleotides long. RefSeq names its product peptidyl-prolyl cis-trans isomerase-like 1 (gene Cypl). Gene Ontology annotation, biological process: protein peptidyl-prolyl isomerization; protein folding. Bases 101 to 637 code for a protein of 178 amino acids. Gene Ontology annotation, cellular component: catalytic step 2 spliceosome. NCBI's taxonomy places the organism in Eukaryota, Metazoa, Arthropoda, Insecta, Diptera, Tephritidae. Gene Ontology annotation, molecular function: peptidyl-prolyl cis-trans isomerase activity. The record is from RefSeq and is a predicted model, not a curated record. The transcript is spliced from 2 exons.